AUGUCAGGAUUGUCUGAGAGUGAGAGUCAGAAGUCGUCAAUUCUGGUUGCGGUUAGGGUGAGGCCAUUCACAGAAGGUGAGGAAUUACAUCUGAUUGAGUCUCCUGGGAAUGUGGGUAAUGGGUCUUUUUGCUUUGGAGACUCUAAUUUGAAGCUUCCGGGGGUUCAGGUGAGUACAUACACGCCAUUUAGGACUUUGAGGGGUUCAGAACGGUUUAGGCCACAAGGGAUACGGAAGAUCGUUGACUGUGUUGAUGACAAGAUGUUGAUCUUUGAUCCGGCGGAGACGAAUCCGUUGAACAAGAUCAGUGAGACGGUGUUGAACACGAUGCUGGUUGGGUCGCGGGGGGAGAUCCGGCGGCGGAUGAGAAGGAAUGGGGAGCAGAAGUUUAUGUUUGACAAGUUGUUUGAUGUGGAGGCGACCCAGCAGGAUGUUUUUCUGGGGACGACGAGACCGUUGCUUGAUUCUAUAAUAGAUGGGUUUAACGGGACUGUGUUUGCGUACGGUGCUACUGGGUGUGGGAAGACAUUUACUAUAAGUGGGACGCCUGAGAAUCCAGGGAUCAUCUUUUUGACGAUGCAGGAAUUGUUUCAACGAAUCGAAAAUUUGAAGGAUACCAAGACAUUCCAGUUGACUGUUUCAUAUUUAGAAAUCUACAAUGAGAUGAUUAGAGACUUGUUAGAACCGGAUACCCCUUCCCAAAAACUUAUUAUUAGAGAGGAUACUGAUAAUACCACGACAGUUGCUAAUUUGUCUUAUCAUACCCCAAGGUCUGUGCAGGAUGUUAUGGAUUUGGUUAUCAAAGGUAAUAUUAACAGGACCACGUCGCCUACCGAUGCAAAUGAGACAUCCUCCCGGUCUCAUGCUGUGUUGCAGAUCCAUGUAGUUCAGAGUAGUCGUAGUGUUGACUUGAAGGAGGAUAAGACAUAUGCUACACUAUCAAUCAUUGAUUUAGCAGGAAGUGAACGAGCUUCAGCCACAAAGAAUCGUGGAGAAAGAUUACACGAGGGUUCCAAUAUCAACAAAUCACUUCUUGCGCUUGGAAACUGCAUCAAUGCUUUAUGUAUGACAGGCAGAAGGACUUAUUGUCAUGUACCAUAUCGUGAUUCAAAAUUGACCAGGUUACUAAAGUUCUCCUUGGGGGGUAACUGUAAGACUGUUAUGAUAGUUUGUGUGUCGCCUAGUAGUGCCCAUUAUGAUGAAACUUUAAACACAUUAAAAUACGCCAAUCGAGCAAAAGAUAUCAAGACCAAGGUUAUUAGAAACCAACAUUCUCUGGAUCGCCAUGUUGGUUCCUACUUAAAAAUGAUCACUUCUCAGAAGCAAGAGAUUGACGAAUUGCGUAACCGUGAGGCAAAGAUGAUUGACCUACGUUUGCAGCAAUACAAGCUAUCCAGAAACAAAUUACAGAUGGCAAUGUGGGAAGCUGUCAAUCAAUUGAAGAGCAACUACCAAGUGCUAGAAAGAUUUCAGCGUGCCAAGACCAUCAAAUCAUUAAUGUUAUGCAAGAGACACUUUUUACAGUUGGUACAAUCCGAAGUUUCACAUCUGCUACAAUUGAUGGACUCUAGUGAUAUAGAACAUCCACUCAUAUUAUUUUGCAGAACAGUGAGCGAACAAUUGAAGACCAAAAUCCGUGAAUUGGAAGAUUCAUUCGAUACAGAUGAUGACUUUAUGAUAUCGUUGGAACAUAGUAAGGAGGUUGAUGUGGCCCGAUUCCAAACAAUGGAAUCAUGGGAAGAAACAUCUGAUCUGCUAUGGUACGAACAGCAAUUGGACCAACUUUCAGAAUCAAUGAGAAACGAGAUCAUGGUGAACGCAUCCAUGAUGAUAGACAGGAUGUUACAAGACACUAAACUAACAUCCAGACACAAAUUUGUUUGCGAAUCAUUGUUUAAACUUCUUUGCACGCGCGACGACAACGACAACACAAUACCUCCAUCAGGCCAGCAAGCCAUCUUAGAUGAAGUCCGUGACAGCAUCAUAGACUUGGUGCAAAUUGAUGAAGAGUUUGAAAAAUUUGCUAAUCAAAUGGGUCCAGUUAGCACCGACGAUGUCAAUAAAAGAAAGCAGUCCUCAGAACUUCACCGCCAGCCAGUAAAGAUGAGAAGCCCUGCCUCUUCAAUCCUAUCCACAAUCCGUGACUGCACCGAUAGCGCCAGCUCCCCAUGUCCCAUCCAUAGGGCCGACAGAAGAGCAUCCAUUCAUCUUCGUAAGCUACGCUUCAUGGGCGAAAAUCCCGAUAUAUCCCUACUCGUUAAUGAAGACCCUGCACUAUCUGCUCCACGCACCAUCUCUGCAACCACCGCUUCACAACCUGCAGUCACUGCAGCAGUCGACGUCGACGACUCCAUGACCAUCAGCAACGCCCGCAACGACCUAGCAAGAGUCAACAUUAACGAAGAUGACUUGUCAAUGGCUGAAUCUGAGGAAAUCCCCAUACAUAGAGAUAUCAACAAGCCCAAGUUAUCCUUGACAUCAACCACUCUUAGAACUAAAUAA
Messenger RNA from Eremothecium cymbalariae DBVPG#7215, 2502 nucleotides. It is a transcript of the gene KIP3, whose product is annotated as tubulin-dependent ATPase KIP3. Lineage: Eukaryota; Fungi; Ascomycota; Saccharomycetes; Saccharomycetales; Saccharomycetaceae. The transcript has a single exon. The coding region runs from base 1 to 2502 and encodes 833 amino acids. Gene Ontology annotation, molecular function: microtubule motor activity; microtubule binding; ATP binding. The record is from RefSeq and is a predicted model, not a curated record. Gene Ontology annotation, biological process: microtubule-based movement.